This is a messenger RNA of Tripterygium wilfordii, 1783 nucleotides long. RefSeq lists its product as uncharacterized. The transcript has a single exon. The record is from RefSeq and is a predicted model, not a curated record. The coding region runs from base 124 to 1590 and encodes 488 amino acids. Lineage: Eukaryota; Viridiplantae; Streptophyta; Magnoliopsida; Celastrales; Celastraceae.
GCCCCUCCCCCUAUAAAUUCCGCUCGGGGUGCAAGUUCUCGUCACUCGCUUCUCACUUCCAAUCGUAAACAGACAGAGAGGGAAAGAGAGAGAUAGCGAGCGAGUGUGUUUAGAGCUGCAAGAAUGCCUUCCCAGCCAACUGAAAUCACUGUCCUCUCCAAAUGCACUGUCUUCCCGGACCAGAAAUCCACUCUGGGAGACCUCAAGCUCUCCGUCUCCGACCUCCCUAUGCUCUCCUGCCACUACAUCCAAAAGGGCUGCCUUUUCACUCUCCCAACUUCUCUAUCCAUGGAAUUCCUGAUUUGUAAUCUCAAGCGCGCUCUGUCUCAGGCGCUCGCUCAAUUCCCUCCUCUCGCUGGCCGAUUCAAGACCGACUCUGAUGGUCACGUCUACAUCACCUGCAACGACGCCGGUGUCGAUUUUAUCCACGCUAAUGCAAAUUAUCUCUAUAUUCGAGACAUAAUCUCGCCAAUUCACGUACCGGAGGAGGCCAAGUGCUUCUUCGCAUUUGAUCGAACAGUUAGCUAUGAUGGCCAUACGAAACCAAUCAUGGCCGUCCAGGUCACGGAGUUAGACGACGGUGUGUUCAUUGGAUGUUCAGUGAACCACGCGGUCACUGACGGUACCUCGUUCUGGAACUUCUUCAAUACGUUCGCCGAAAUGUCGAGUGGAAUAAAGAAAAUCUCGAAGCAGCCUGAUUUUCGCCGGGACUCGAUACUGAUAUCACCUGCGGUAUUGAGAUUCGCUGACGGUCCCCCGAAAGUGACCUUCAACGAAGAAGAACCUUUGAGUGAACGUAUUUUCAGUUUCAGUAGAAAAUCGAUUUCGAUAUUGAAAUCUAAAGUUAACAGCAAGAAAUUGACCGAUAACGGCGGCAUUGACGUCGUCGAAUUGCUCGGGAAGCAGAGUAACGACACGUAUCAUAACAAUAACAACGCCAAGGUAACGACUCUUCUCGGGAACUGGUUCAAGAACGGCUUUUCAAAACAGCAAGCGGUCGACGCGGAGUCAAACGACGUUUCAACGGUGGAGAUUUCGUCGUUCCAAUCACUCUGUGCGUUGCUGUGGCGAGCGGUGACUCGUGCGAGAAAACUGAAUCCUUCGAAAACGACGACGUUCAGAAUGGCAGUAAAUUGCCGCCACAGGUUGACUCCCAAGCUCGAUCCGUUGUACUUCGGCAACGCGAUUCAAAGCAUUCCAACUUACGCGUCGGCCGACGACGUGUUGUCACGUGAUCUGCGAUGGUGCGCGGAACAACUGAACAAGAACGUGACGGCGCACGAUGACUCUACUGUACGCGGCUUCGUACAGGAUUGGGAGCGCAACCCGAGGUGCUUCCCGUUAGGAAACUUCGACGGUGCAUCAAUCACUAUGGGUAGCUCCCCGAGAUUCCCGAUGUACGAUAACAAUUUCGGGUGGGGCCGUCCCUUGGCCGUUAGAAGUGGUAGGGCCAACAAAUUCGACGGCAAGAUCUCAGCAUUUCCAGGGCGGGAAGGCGGUGGCACCGUUGAUCUUGAGGUGGUUCUGGCCCCAGAGACGAUGGCUGGGAUCGAAUGCGACGCUGAGUUCAUGCAAUACGUGUCGCGUUAGUGGGAGCAUGAAAUUGACGGUGGUGAUAAUAUAUGUAUGCGGGGGAGGGUUUGGACGGUGAGAUGGUGGAUAAGGAGGGUUCGUUUUUGUUUUUGUGUUUUUUUUUUUCCUUGUCUUGAUAGUUUGUAUGUGACAUAAUCUUGUAAUUUAUUUAAAUUUGAAAGUUGAAGUUUUUUGCUUGUUCAUUAUCUAA